GACGAUUCUAUGCAAAUCGAAAAAAGCAGCGGCGGCGUAAAGACUACGGCAAUCAUCGUUCACUUCUAAUAUAAAAAAGUGUGUAUAUUUGUUGUAAAAAUUUGAUAAAUUAAACGAGAAAUAGAACCGAAAUUGGGAAAUAAAUCAGUGGACUCUUCUGUAUCAAACAUUAAAAACAUAUAAGUGUUUAAAAGGAGUCCGCAACAAUUUCCUUUGUCUAGAUAAAAUUUUGUGGAAACCAAAAAAGAAGAAAAAAAAAACACAAAGAACUAACCCACUCGGAGAUAAUUUUUACACAAUGUCCGAACGUGAAAAUAAUGUUUACAAGGCUAAAUUGGCCGAACAAGCAGAGCGUUACGAUGAAAUGGUUGAGGCCAUGAAAAAGGUUGCCUCCAUGGAUGUGGAAUUAACCGUUGAGGAGCGUAACUUAUUAUCGGUAGCCUAUAAGAAUGUAAUUGGAGCCCGACGUGCCUCUUGGCGUAUUAUUACUUCCAUCGAGCAGAAGGAAGAAAAUAAGGGAGCCGAAGAAAAGCUCGAGAUGAUUAAAACUUAUCGAGGCCAAGUAGAAAAAGAACUACGCGAAAUAUGUUCGGAUAUACUGAAUGUUCUUGAAAAACAUCUCAUUCCAUGUGCCACAACCGGCGAAAGCAAAGUAUUUUAUUACAAAAUGAAAGGAGAUUAUCAUCGUUAUUUGGCUGAGUUCGCUACCGGUUCGGACCGCAAAGAUGCUGCCGAAAAUUCAUUGAUUGCAUAUAAAGCAGCCAGCGAUAUUGCCAUGAAUGAUCUGCCGCCGACACAUCCCAUACGUUUGGGGCUGGCUCUUAAUUUUUCGGUAUUUUAUUAUGAAAUUCUCAACUCGCCUGAUCGCGCUUGCCGAUUGGCGAAAGCAGCUUUUGAUGAUGCCAUUGCCGAAUUGGAUACCUUAAGCGAAGAGAGCUACAAAGACUCUACCCUAAUUAUGCAACUGUUAAGGGAUAAUCUGACAUUAUGGACGUCCGAUAUGCAAGCCGAUGGUGAUGGCGAACAAAAAGAACAAAUUCAAGAUGUCGAGGAUCAAGAUGUGUCGUAAUUUAAGUAAACUCCCCCAACUCCACAAACCUUCAAAUAAAACAAAAUAAUACUGUAUGCAUUUCUUACUUUUAAAAAAUUGUGCUCCUAUUACGAUUACUGCUCCUUUUUAUUUCUCUCUCUCUCUCUCUCUCUUUCUCAAUCUUUGUCUUGCUAUUUUCUUUGUCCUUCUUAAACAAAAUUUUCUUUAAUUUCGGCCACAACCAAACCAAAUCACAACCAAACGCCCACCACCUACUGCUACGGCUGUUGGCCUAAUCCUCAACAAGCAGCGUUUUAAUAAUAGUAAUAACAACAAUAACAAGAAAAAGAACAAGCAGCAUAUUUUUUUUGUGUAGAAACUACAUCCAUUCAAAUGUAUAUCAGUUGCUAAUCUCCUUACCCACUUCACCCAUUUCUCAAUUUAAUACCGAUUAGUUGCUACCUCUCACAGAUGUUUGUUUUUCCAAAUUCGUUAUUAAUUUCGAAACCUUGUUGCCCAAGUCUCUAAUCACCAUCAAACACGCCCAUAUUUCAAUGUGUGAAAAUUUUU
This is a messenger RNA of Glossina fuscipes, 1600 nucleotides long. RefSeq names its product 14-3-3 protein epsilon (gene 14-3-3epsilon). Gene Ontology annotation, cellular component: cytoplasm. The record is from RefSeq and is a predicted model, not a curated record. The transcript has 4 exons. Gene Ontology annotation, biological process: signal transduction. Bases 299 to 1069 code for a protein of 256 amino acids. NCBI's taxonomy places the organism in Eukaryota, Metazoa, Arthropoda, Insecta, Diptera, Glossinidae.